Triticum dicoccoides is the source of this 2304-nucleotide messenger RNA. RefSeq lists its product as uncharacterized. The coding region runs from base 191 to 1333 and encodes 380 amino acids. NCBI's taxonomy places the organism in Eukaryota, Viridiplantae, Streptophyta, Magnoliopsida, Poales, Poaceae. The transcript has 2 exons. The record is from RefSeq and is a predicted model, not a curated record.
GUCCUCUCUAUCUCACUCCCCAGUCCCCACUCCACUCGAUUCGCUCUCGCUGAGCAAGCCGGCGCCCGGAGCAGAGCCCGAGAUCCCUCCCCGCCGCGCCGGGCCGUGGUUUCCACUAGCCGAGCUCGCAAAAGCCGCUGCCUUCCAUCCCUAUUCUCGCCCGCUCGGGGGAGCAACGGAGCCGCGCGCCAUGGGGUCCGUGUCCCUGAAGCUGCCGGCGUCCCGCCGCCGCCACGGCGGGCCGCUCUCCUGCCUCUGCUCACCGGCGCCGCUCAACCUCCUCAUGCUGCUCUCCCUUCUCUGCACCAACCUCCUCGCCUUCUUCGCCUUCUUCGCCGCCCCUCCCCGCCACGACCCCGCCGCCGGCACAACCCCCUCCGCCUCCUCCAACCUCUCCGCGCACGUCGCCGCCAUCGCGCUCGAGAUCGGCGGUGGGUCCUCCUCCUCCGGCGCCCGCCUCCCGGACGGCCUGCCCCCGGAGCUGCUCCUCUUCCUCACCCCGCACGCGCUGCCGCUCGGCCGCGACGCGCGGACGGGGCUCACCCACAUGCCGGCCUCCGUCGCGGCCUCCUGCCUCCGCUCCCCGUCCGCGCUGGCGCUCCUCUCGGCCUUCAUGUCCUACGCGCCCCACUCCGCCUGCCCGCGCAACGCCACCCUCCCGCGCCGGCUCGUCUCCAAGGGCUGCGAGCCGCUGCCCCGCCGCCGGUGCCUCUCCCGCGGGCCCCGCGCCCCGCUCCCGUCCUCCGGCAUGGGCCUCGACCACCGCCGCUGGGACGGCCCCGCGCGCGGCGGCGGCCACGAGUUCCUCGUCGACGACGUGCUGCGCCUGGCCGCGUCCAAGAUCCGGAUCGGCCUCGACGUCGCCGGCGGCGCCGCUAACUUCGCCGCCCGGAUGAGGGAGCGCGGGGUCACCGUCGUCACCUCCGUGCUCGACGGGCCCGGGAAGCCGAUGAACGAGUUCGUGGCGGCGAGGGGCCUGUUCCCGCUCCUGCUCUCGCCGGCGCACCGGUUCCCCUUCUACGAUGGGGUGUUUGACCUGGUGCACGUCGGCACCGCGGCGCUGGACGAGGCCGGGUCGCCCGCCAUGGGGCAGGCGGCGACGCCGGAGGCGCUGGAGUUCUUCCUGUUCGACGUCGACAGGGUGCUGCGCGCCGGCGGGCUGCUCUGGAUCGACAGCUACGUGUGCCAGAGCGAGGAGAGGAGGCGAGUGGUUGCCAAGCUCGUUGACAGGUUUGGUUACAAGAAGCUCAAGUGGGUCGUCGGAGAGAAGGCCGGCGGUGCAGCGACAUCAACCUACCUCUCGGCGGUGCUGCGAAAGCCGGCAAGAAGCUGAAAUCAUACUACACAAGGAUUGUUCAAUCCAGGCUCCUUGGUCAGAGGUUAUUAAGGUGGUUUGCUUCUUCUGGAGCAGUGGGAAACACAACCGAUUUUUAUCAUCCGAAACCAAUCAAAAUAUAGUUGCCGGUGCAUUUCAUACAGCCAUAGCAUCACUGAUGUUCAAUCUUCGGAUUUCUGAUGGUCUAAGGCGUCUAGAAAAGGAGGAUACACUAUAUCUCCGAAGUGCAUAUGAAGUUUUCUUAACCGCAGACUGAAGAGUUGCCAUGUAAAAGUUUUUUGCCGAACAUAAAACUAUCAAUUCUAGGAGCACCAUCUGAUGAAACCAGGGAUUUCUGUGCUUUCCUUCCCUGUACAUACACAAACUGCUUACCUACAAAAUGAAGGUCAGGAUGAGUGAAUGACUGUAUCAGCAGGCAGCAGCACAUACACAUCUCCUCCAAAGUGUAAAGGCUGCCUGAAAUGCUGCAUUGUUACCGUUAUGCGACGUAAAUCAUGUUAGUGCUAUAUGGAACUGUUAUAAUGUUCACCCCUGUUUGCUCUCAGUUUUCGUUGUUACUAGGGAGUGGUUGCAGUUUGAAAUGCUAAUUUCCUUGGUGAGAAUUUGUGGCAUUUUAGUCGUUGAAAUGGUUCGUGGCUUAAUAUUUUUGUGUAUUUUUGAUCCUUCAUGUUCAGUGCACACAUUGGUCCUACUGAUUUUGGCAACUGGGUAGGAAUAAGUUCAGAAUUUUGGUUGAUCGGCUUUCACCAGUCGGCAGAAAAAAGGUUGGUACUUCGGUGAUAUAUAAUCUUGCGAGUGUUGCUAGCUGGGGUCUUUCUUUGCUGCUGCUUCUGUGACAAGGUUUGUGUUGGCCGGCGUUAAUUUUCUGUGACAAGGUUAAUUUUCUGUAAGGUUCCAUGUCUUUUUGUUUUUGUUCAUCAUAGUGGAACCUAGUUUGUUCCUUUUACCCCCCAAAAAAUGGACCAGGU